Messenger RNA from Penicillium canescens, 1335 nucleotides. RefSeq names its product fungal specific transcription factor domain-containing protein. Gene Ontology annotation, cellular component: nucleus. The record is from RefSeq and is a predicted model, not a curated record. Gene Ontology annotation, biological process: positive regulation of transcription by RNA polymerase II. The transcript is spliced from 3 exons. Lineage: Eukaryota; Fungi; Ascomycota; Eurotiomycetes; Eurotiales; Aspergillaceae. The coding region runs from base 1 to 1335 and encodes 444 amino acids. Gene Ontology annotation, molecular function: DNA-binding transcription factor activity; transcription cis-regulatory region binding.
AUGUUUUUAAACACGACGAUGAUCGACCUCGAGAUUCAUUUUGAUGGUAAACAGAAUGCAAAAAGGCAGGCUUUCCCUUGGUCUGAUUCCUUAUCGCCUUGCUUGAAUACGUUUCCUUCUCGUGGACGAUCAGACUCCGAUCCUGUUCUCCUGUCAUACUUCGAACAUAUCAUAUGCAGCAGCUCUACCCUCGUUGACAAUGCCCAUUGCAAUCCCUAUCGCUAUCUUAUUCUGCCCAUGGCAUUACAGUCCGAGGGACUCUACCAUGCUGCUUUGGCCAUUUCAGCAAACACCCUCAAACUUUCGGACACGAAAUAUCGGUUACCGGCUUUGGAGCAUCACCAUCGCGCCCUUAAUCACCUUCGUGGUCUACUGAACAAAGAUGAUUGGGUCGAGGCAGAAAUAGAUGAGAUGUUAGGGCUAGUACUGAUGCUAUGCUGGUUUGAUAUAUCCGACAGCAGUCGUCCUUCUUGGGUCACACACCUAAACGGUUUCCAAAAUCUGAUUCGCACUCGAAAAGAACGUCCCGGUCGCUCACAUCACAGCCAAGAAUUGGAGAGUUUCUUCAAUCGCUACUUUGCCUUUCACCUGGUCCUUGCCAGAACAGCGUUCCGCGUCACCUCUACAUCCCAAGCACCGCCUAUUCUACCGGAUAGCAUACUUGAAGCAUCUGAUAUAAUUGAUCCAUACAUGGGCUUUAGCCCUGCUCUUCUAUUGAUGAUCAAUCAAGUGGCAGAACUAGCAUGGGCACGAGAUGGCCUGGAUGAGAUCAGUCGCAAAGGUGUUUAUCAACUGAAGGCGAACCUGGAUAACCUCCAACAAAAGUUGCCUGCGGAGCAUAUCGAUCCUGAUACAGAAUGUGUUGCGAUCGCAGAGGCUAACAGACUUGGGGCGCUUCUUUUUCUAUACGAGAUUUGUUUAACCAAAUCUGCCAGUUCUAAAAGCCCCAUCGCUUCACUUGAUGCAGAAGAGAGGAAUAUUUAUGUCAAACGCAUAUUGGGCUUAGUUCUGAAAAAGAAGGCAAACAUGAUGCGCACCGCGGUUUUGCCAUUAUGGCCUCUCUUCUUGGCGGGCUGCUGUGCUCACGAAGAGGAAGAAAAGGUCAUUGUUCUACAAUUAUUUGAGGAGCUGAACGGAAUCCGUCGAUUUGGAAAUAUUGCUCCUGCAGUUGAAGUGGUCGAGAUGGUCUGGCGACAGCGUGAUCUGGCUGUGCAGGAUGAAAGAAAAAGCCGGAGAGCGAAUUCAAAGAUAGAGAAAGAUCCGUUGCAGGGAGCUCGUUUUGUGUGGGAACACGCCAUGGUUAUGCUAGGUGGAUGGAAGCUCAGCUUGACAUAG